Adineta steineri is the source of this 588-nucleotide messenger RNA. The record is from the annotation of a GenBank genome assembly. Lineage: Eukaryota; Metazoa; Rotifera; Eurotatoria; Adinetida; Adinetidae.
AUGCUUGCAGUUAUACUGUACACAGACACUGUUGUUUAUGCUGAUUUACGCUUGGAUGAAAUACUCUUUUGUCAGCAAAAUCCCUUUGAAGUGGGAGACAACUGGCAUCGCCAAAAGUGGCCGAUAUUUGGUGCAAUACUGGACUCAGCUAUUCGACUAUUGUACAGAUAUGAUGAAAGACAAAACCGUCCGCCGUUAGUUUACCACGGUUUAAGAGAUACUGAAAUUGAUAAAUACGUAUUUAACAAUCAUGGCACUGAAAAACGUGACAGUUACUUCAAAUAUGGUACAUUUGUCAGUACAUCAUGGGAUAAAGAAGUAUCACUUGGUUUCAUGGGUGAAAAAGGCUGUUUAUUAGAAAUUGAUACGAGUGAACCACCAGAUGGAUGUCAACGACUGGUUGGUGCUGAUGUAUCAUGGAUAUCUAAAUUUCCUGUAGAAUGUGAAUUUUUGAUUGCAAGAAAGCCAACAUUUGAAGUGACGGAAAUAGUAUUUGAUGAUGAACAAAAUUGUCAAUUAGUAAGAGUUCGCUAUUAUGAUAGUGGUAUUCAGGAGAUUUUAUUUAUAUGUAUCUCUUAUAUAGAGUAA